This is a messenger RNA of Salvelinus fontinalis (brook trout), 11427 nucleotides long. Its product is annotated as band 4.1-like protein 1. Gene Ontology annotation, molecular function: actin binding; structural molecule activity. Bases 385 to 4560 code for a protein of 1391 amino acids. Gene Ontology annotation, biological process: cortical actin cytoskeleton organization. The record is from RefSeq and is a predicted model, not a curated record. Lineage: Eukaryota; Metazoa; Chordata; Actinopteri; Salmoniformes; Salmonidae. The transcript is spliced from 24 exons. Gene Ontology annotation, cellular component: cytoskeleton; plasma membrane.
UUCGAAAUUGCACCUGGUUUAUUCUACUAUUCUUACUUUCAUUAGUAAAUUGAGACCCGACUGAGUAAAAAAUAGUUGUGUUGUUGUUGUUUUUUACGUCUGCAUCGGCCCUGUGUCCAAGAUAUGGUAGCUGGAGCAGUCGACACAUCACGCGCGUCGCUGGGAGUUCCCUUGCCCCCUAUAGCACGCCCCUCCGUCUUUCGUCCGCGCCUUCCCGGUCGUGCCUCCCAUCUAUUCUCUCGCGCCAUCUCCCGGGGAAAAGAAGCUGAGGGGCGGUGGCGGCGUCGGUGUAACGUUGCUUCGCUGGCCUGUAACCUCAAUGGUCCACAUCUAGACUGAAGACUGACAGUUGGACCCGACAGGACAGGAUUGCAUUCCAUUACCAUGACCACAGAAAAGGGAUUGCCCAUGGAGAUGAAGAGUACCAUGGACGGUGAUGUCAGGAGGACCAAUCAGGAUCAUGACAGUAAGACGUCAGAUGACUAUCAUGGGGACAUGGAUGACAGCUCAGAGAAGACCCCCAGCAAAGCAUCAAAAUCACCCCAGAAAUCUUCCAAACGCCCCAAAACCGUUCCUGUCAAAAUCACCCUACUUGACGGCUCAGAGUAUGAAACUGGAGUAGAGAAAUUUGCCAGGGGGCAGUCCGUGCUGGACAUGGUGUGUGGCCAUCUGAACCUGCUGGAGAGGGACUACUUUGGCCUGACGUUCUAUGACACAGACAACACCAAGAAUUGGCUGGACCCGUCAAAGGAGAUCAAGAAGCAAAUCCGAAUUGGCUCAUGGCAUUUCGGCUUUGCUGUCAAGUUUUAUCCCCCUGACCCAUCUCAGCUCACUGAAGACAUCACCAGGUACUACCUGUGUCUGCAGCUGAGGGACGACAUGCUGUCCUGGCGUCUGCCCUGCUCCUUCGGGACCUACGCCCUGCUAGGUUCUUACACGGUGCAGGCGGAGCUGGGCGACUAUGAGCCAGAGGAACAUGGGCCCGACUACAUCAGUGACUUCCGUUUCGCCCCCAACCAGACGAGGGAGCUAGAGGAGAGGGUGAUGGAGCUUCACCACAACUACAGGGGAAUGAGUCCAGCGGAGGCAGAGGUGAACUUUCUAGAAAAUGCCAAGAAGCUUUCCAUGUAUGGUGUAGACCUGCAUCACGCCAAGGAUUCGGAGGGCAUUGACAUCAUGCUUGGCGUCAGCGCCAACGGACUACUCAUCUACCGUGACCGUCUGAGGAUCAACCGCUUCGCCUGGCCGAAGAUACUCAAAAUCUCCUACAAGAGGAGCAACUUCUACAUCAAAAUACGCCCCGGGGAGUAUGAACAGUUUGAGAGCACCAUCGGCUUCAAGCUGCCCAACCACCGGGCUUCCAAACGCCUGUGGAAGGUCUGCAUUGAACACCACACCUUCUUCAGGUUGGUGUCUCCAGAGCCCCCUCCCAAGGGCUUCCUGGUGAUUGGCUCCAAAUUCCGCUACAGUGGGCGGACCCAGGCCCAGUCGCGUCAGGCCAGUGUGCUGAUCGACCGGCCAGCUCCGCAGUUUGACCGUUCGGUUAGCAAGAGGUACCUGCUGCCCCGCAGUGUGGACGGAGCCUCAGCCCUGGGAGACAGCAUGGACCAGCUGUCCCAGCGCAGCUCCAGUGAUCACACCCAGUUCCUGUCCAGAGAAGACCUGGAACAAGAGGGCAGUCUGGACCUAGACCAGGAUCAGGAUUACCAGGAACAAGACCAGGAGUACCAGGAUCAGGACGAGGAGACUGAUGGUGUUGCCACGUCCGCCAAGACCAUGGAGCUGAAGGGUGAGGAGGCAGGCUCGCCAGUAGACUCAAAGCCUGAGUCGGACCAGGAUCUGGCCACCCCACGCCCCCAACAGGAGCAGCAGUUCCUGGACAAGCCCGAGGAUGUCCUGCAGAAGCACCAGGCCAGCAUCAACGAACUAAAGAGAGCUCUCAGGGAGCCCAACAGCAAGCUGUCACAGAGGGAGAAACGCCUGUCUACAGCCACGCCACCUGGAGGCACCCCAGAGAGGAAACAGGCCUCUGUGGAUUCCAUAUUGACUGAAAAGCAAGAUGGUGCUCGCGGAAGCUCAAAAGAAGAACAGAAUCAGUCCUCUCCCUAUACACUGCACUUAGCUUUUGAUCCCAAGGACACAUGUAUUGGUAUGGUGUCUGAGGAUGUGCAAGUUGGAAAAACAACAGAGAUAAAGCCUAUAACUUCACCUCAGGAAUCUGGAAAAACUAAAGUAGGUGGCACUGGACUGAGAUCCCAAAGACAAGAAACAGUUUCAACUGCAACUGGACAUAAGGAUAUGCACUCCGUGGAUGAUGCAACCUUUGGAAGUGAUACGUAUUCAUAUGACACCUUUUUCUCAAGGAACAGUGUUCAAGAGAAUGGAUUUGAUUCAUCUCCAGCGGAUAAUCUCUAUUCCAAAGAGAGGAUUGAAAUGAAAAGCAAACAGUUGAAGCAGAGUCUGUAUCAGUAUGAAUCGUUCCCAGAGAGAAAAAAUAUUAGCAAUGACCAGGUCGCUAUGGAAUCUGUAAAUAACAGCAACCAAGGUGGAAGUGAGUCUGAAAGAAAGAGGGAGAUGAGAGAACCUGAAGCUCUGGAAACAAAAGAACCAAAGCCCGAGAGAGGAAACUAUUCCAACAAAAUGGGGAGUGCAUCACACUCCAAAGUCACCCGAAUAGUUCCUCUCAAGCCACAGAGAUCAAAGAAGUCUUUGAAUAAAGGGGGGAACAAAGGGGUCAUCAACCCUCAAAUGCAAACCCAAGCUGAAGGAGGCGUGGCCAGAAGAGUAGAUGACACUCGGAUGAUGCAAUCAACAGAGGAACCCUCUGAAACCAGGAAGAGAAUAGGUUUGCCUCCAGCAUGUCCUGAUGCAAAUGACAGCAAGCAAGGGAUGACAACCACCAACCAGCACACAGAGGUCACAAAGCAUCGGCUACCAGAGAAUGAGCUACAAGGGACAGGUGAACACAAGGAGCAGGGGGACAUUAUUGGAUCGAGUUUCUGGACUGACAGUGGAAGACUAAUCCAUGAAGGACAUCCCGAGGCUUACCCAGAUUUUACAGACACCUUUUUCUUUGGCUCAAAGGCUUUGGCCUCCCAUGCAGCUCCCCCUUCAACCCUUCCUCUGAAAACACAGUGGUCCAGGGAGACAAGAGUUCGCAACAGGCAGAAUGUCACCAACGACUCUAGCAACGGCCAUUACAGGAACUCUAGCCAGGAAGCAACCAAGAAGAAACAAGCGGAGACUCCUCCUACACCUGCCAUUCAUGAGGAGCCUUUUGACGAAGCCAUGAGGGAGCCGUGGGAGCGGCGGUUGGGCUCAGUGUCAGAGGACGACCAAGACCACGAGACCCUGUACCUGAAGGAAACCCACCUGGGCAUUGAGCGCAAGUGCUCCAGCAUCACGGUCAGCUCUACGUCCAGCUUGGAGGCCGAGGUGGACUUCACUGUCCUCAUGGACCUCCAUACGGGCAUGGAGGAGUUCUCCAGGGGCAUGAUGGAGCUGGGCGAGAGGCCCAUGUCACCUGACGUGGGCCUCAGCCUGAGCAUCGACCUGCAGGGAAGCCCGCCACCUCUCGUCUCGGCUCCUCUCACCGGGGCUAGCAGCAGCCCUCCUACCAAGCAACUACACACCGAAGAGGUCCGACAUCACGAGCCUGUUGUGCCCAGAAAACCAAAGAGGUCAGUGCCCAUCGACAGAGACCAGUCACAGAAAGAGACCACUUACUCAUCCCCCAUGACGGCACUGAGCAGAGAGGCUAGUGACGUCGUCGCCUCCCAUGCACUAAGGAAGACUGAGGUCAAGGUCGACAGAGACCAGUCACAGAAAGAGACCACUUACGUGUCCCCCAUGACAGCGCUGAGCAGGGAGGCUAGUGAUGUCGUCGCCUCCCAUGCACUAAGGAAGACUGAGGUCAAGAUCGACCGAGACCAGUCACAGAAAGAGACCACUUACGUGUCCCCCAUGACAGCGCUGAGCAGGGAGGCUAGUGAUGUCGUCGCCUCCCAUGCACUGAGGAAGACUGAGGUCAAGGUCGACAGAGACCAGACAGUGAGAGAGACCACUUACGUGUCCCCCAUGACAGCUCUGAGCAGAGAGGCUAGUUGCGUUGUCGCCAGCCAUGCACUGAGGAAGACCGAUGUCAAGGUCGAGACACAGCCCAAUGGGUCAGAGGUCACUACAACCAUCGUGGAGUUUACAGAUCAGGAUCAUGGUGUGACUGUAAGCAGUUUAGGCGAGACUUCUUAUUCAACAACAGAAGGUGUUUCCCCUGUGCACAUGUGUACUUUGGGAAGAGAGGCCUCUGGAUCUCCAAUACUUGUUACUGAGAAUGUUACUUCUGCAACCACGCAUGUCACCAAGACGGUGAAAGGGGGCUAUUCAGAGACCAGAAUUGAGAAGAGGAUCAUAAUCACAGGAGAUGAUGAUGUUGACCAGGAGCAGGCCCUCGCUAUUGCGAUACAGGAAGCCAAGCAACAGCAUCCGGACAUGUUGGUCACCAAGGCAGUAGUUGUCAAGGAAACAGAAUCGUCCACUGAGGAUCCACAUGGGACAUCUUAGUCCUGAUUCCUGGGACAUGAUCGCCCCCCGCAGGAGCAGACCUGUUGGUGCCUGAGCUACCUGAGACUACCACACUACUGUACCACCCUGACCACUGCUAGUGGGGCUCCGAUACACACAGCCACACACACACACACAAGUUUCAAUCCCUCACCCUUCCUACUCUGGCCCACUGGGCCAACCCAUAUACUUCCCUGUUGUCUACCAUAGUAACAGGACUCAUUUAAAUCCAACCCAUAUUUAUGAACCUUUGCUCUGGCGGUGAUAUGGUGAAAUAUACCCUCUUAGAAUCUGAGAGUGAAAUACUUACAUACUCAUCUCUAACAUGUUGGCUCAGCUUUCCCAAACAGUCACAUUACAAGUCAAAAUGUUGAAAACACUUAAUUUUAACUCACUUUACCUGUUGUCUAAUGAUUUUAUUUCCUAUGUCGGAGGUAAUCUGAUACAACAUAUCCAUAGGGGAACGUUAUCAACCCAACCUUCAGUACGCUGGUCUGUAUAUUUCCAUUUUGUAUUUUCAAUACUGACUCAAUUUGCAUGAGACAAACAUUUAAACAAUUUAUCUGAACCUAACCACAGACCGAACGGCAAACACUUCCAGCUGAUUACGAGGAAACGUGCUUCGGUUGACAACGUUUGGUUACAUUCAACUAUUGUUUACAUAUUGUACAUCACGUGAAAUGCAUCACAUGAUUGAAAAUACUCACCGGAAUUACAAGCCGACAUAGCCAUAUACCUACCGGCGCCCCAGAAAGUUGGGCUAAUAGUACUUUCCUGUGGCCAUUUUAUCUCCACUUCCAACCGCCAAAAAGACAACCGGUAAAGUACGUUUAAAUAUCAUUUUAUUCAACAUUCUGUCUGGUAGAGACUAUUGCGUCUUUUUUACAGCGACUUCUUUCAGACUGAUAGCCAUGGAGUAACCAUGGUAACAGUCUGAUAUUUAGACAAGGUGAAAUACAGACAUGGAUGGCUAGAUAUGGAAAUGUCAUAAAUUAUGUCAGUUUUGGUACUAAGAAAUAACAGGUUGAAUGACAAAAUAGUGCCAGAAUUCCACGUUUCACUGCUGGAAAGUUUCAGUCUACAGCUAGUACACGUGUGCACUGGUCUCAACAGAAGCCAAACAACUGGGUUUUGACUAGAUAGGAUAGGAUAAUUAAUGUAGCAGAUUAGGAGAAUUAGGCUAAGGUUAGGUAAAGGGUUAGGGUUAGCUAAAAUUCACAUAAUAAAACUUGUCCCCAGGCUCGAAUUUCUGGAACAUAGAGCCUGGUAACAGUGUGGGACUGUGAAGGGGUGUAGAUUUACUGAGUGACAUGAUAAUCAAUUCAAAUUCUGAGUGAAUCUAACGACUAUGAGAUGUAUUUGUCAUGGUGCACCACGGAAAUAACGAAGUAUUUGUUAUGGUGCACCACGGAAAUAACUCCCCGGAACCCAAGUAGUAGGAACAUACAGCUAGCCAUAGCUUUGUUACACACGAACAGAAAAACAAUACUGGCCCCCGAAUGCAGCACACUUAGGGGGAGGUUCUAAGGGUUGCACUAGAUGGUGAUGGACUGAGAGAUCAGACAAUUAAAACCAGUGGUUGUUUCUCCGCUCCUGUCAUAGGCUUCCAGUCAAGUCCUUUUCUGAGGUGCUCGGAAACCAGACGGUUUGACAGAGAGAGAGCCAGCUGGUGGGCGAGAUUAAUUUGAUUUAAGCUGUAUCCUAUCUAGACCACCAAACUGUUCUCAGCUUUCCUCUGCAUAGUAUCCUCUAAGGAAAUUAAUGGGAAGGUUUUUGCCUGAAUGUCAAGUGGAUCCAAAUCUUAGGAGCUGUUGUCUCUUUGAUGUGCUCAUCCCAUCAUAUCACUGUAGAGUCUCACUGCCAUCACAACCCACACCAAUGCCACACUUGAAGUGCAGGACAUUUUUAUUACAGGGGUACUUAGUAUGAGAUAAUCUGGCAGACUAUAGGACUACAAUGUGGUCCGAAGUCCUACUAAGUAAAUUCCACCCACCAUUCUAGACCUCAGAUCCAACUCUAAUGCCUACUGAGGCCUAGAUUAAAUCUGGACAGCAGAAAAUCGACGCUAAAGCACAAUUGAAAUUUAAAGGCAAUGUUCCCGGAUUCACUGAGACUACAUUAUCUGUAAACGCUGCAAACAGUAUGUCGGCUCAAUUGUAAAUUACCUUUAUAUUUGAAUUGCGCUAUAAUGCGGAUCUUGAUUAAAUCUAGAGUGUGCUUACGUAUCUAGGUAGUUUGUCAAGAGAAAAAAAACGUAUACGUAUCCAUUAGAUGUAGGUCCAGUACUGUUGACGUGCAUGCAGUAAAGCAGGUUUUCAUGAACAGGAAAACCUUCCCUUAGUUUUAUAUACUCGCUAAACCAGCAAAGUCCAUAACUGUGCUUUGGCCCAUUUCUGUAACAGUGAGAAUGGUUAUGGGAAUGCCAGAGGAUACACAGAUUGCAGGAGAUGUGAGAACAGUAGGCUAUUCUGCACCAGCGAGGUCAGUAAAUCGCGGCGCUGGUUUGUUGGCACUAACUCGACGAUGCCAAAUGCGCAGAUGAGUAGAGAAAGGGGCACCACAGCUAACACAGAAAGGUCAAAGUUGAACUUUUCUUCCUGCAAUGGCGCAUCCUCACCAUCAUACAACAGAGGAGAAGAGCUGUUGAAACUAUCUCGGAUAAGUAGGCUUUCUCAAGAUAUCUUGCUUUUUCUUUUACCCACAAUUGGGCCAUUUGGCUGACAUCUUGGCAAACCCUACCUUGAACGCUUGCAAUUGGGCAUUUUUGUUUUAAGAACACAAUUGACGUUACUGUAUUAUGAUGAUGAUGAUGGUUUACUUGUUAUUGAAGUUGAUCUGUGUAGACAUUUGGAUGUAUAUGAAUGGAGUGGUUAUGAACCGCUGAUCUAUAGAAUGUGCCUGUUGGGUAUUUAUAAAAAUUGUGAAAGGAUAAAUUCUGAGCAUGUUGCUGUUCUAAAAUGAUCCAAGGUCAGGUCCCCUUCCAACCGUUAGAGAGACAGUCUCUUUCUGCUGUUAUACUGUGGCUAUCUACAGUAGGAAAUAUUAAGAGAUUCACAUUAGAACCUUAUUAAGUAUGCCAAAUGAGCUACCUUUUAAAUGAAGCAAGUAUUUUAGAUAAUGUUUGCAUGAUAAAGACAUUCAUUAUGAAAUUAAUUUAAACCACUAGAAUACCUACUGUAUAGAUACAGGGUUAUAGUAUUAUACAAAGUAGAAGAGACCUUUAAGGCAGUAUGAAAUAUCACAGUAGCUAGCUACAGUUGAAGUCAGAAGUUUACAUACACUUAGGUUGGAGUCAUUAAAACUUGUUUUUCAACCACUCCACAAAUGUAUUGUUAACAAACUAUAGUUUUGGCAAGUCGGUUUGGACAUCUACUUUGUGCAUGACACAAGUAAUUUUUCCAACAAUUGUUUACAGACAGAUUAUUUCACUUAUAAUUCACUGUAUCACAAUUUCAGUGGGUCAGAUGUUUACAUACACGAAGUUGACUAUGUCUUUAAACAUCUUGGAAAAUUCCAGAAAAUUAUGUCAUGGCUUUAGAAGCUUCUGAUAGGCUAAUUGACAUCAUUUGAGUCAAUUGGAGGUGUACCUGUGGAUGUAUUUCAAGGCCUACCUUCAAACUCAGUGCCUCUUUGCUUGACAUCAUGGGAAAAUCAAGAGAAAUCAGUCAAGACCUCAGAUUAUAUUUUUUUAGACCUCCACAAGUCUGGUUCAUCCUUGGGAGCAAUUUCCAAACGCCUGAAGGUACCACGUUCAUCUGUACAAACAAUAGUAUGCAAGUAUAAACACCAUGGGACCACGCAGCCGUCAUAACGUUCAGGAAGGUGACGCGUUCUGUCUCCUAGAGAUGAAUGUACUUUGGUGCGAAAAGUGCAAAUCAAUCCCAGAACAGCAAAGGACCUAGUGAAGAUGCUGGAGGAAACAGGUACAAAAGUAUCUAUAUCCACAGUAAAACAAGUCCUAUAUCGACAUAACCUGAAAGGCCACUCAGCAAGGAAGAAGCCACUGCACCAAACCUGGCAUAAAAAAGCCAGACUACGGUUUGCAACUGCACAUGGGGACAAAUAUCGUACUUUUUGAGAAAUGUCCUCUGGUCUGAUGAAACAACAAUAUAACUGUUUGGCCAUAAUGACCAUCGUUAUGUUUGCAGGAAAAAGGGGGAAGCUUGCAAGAUGAAGAACACCAUCCCAACCGUGAAGCACGGGGGUGGCAGCAUCAUGUUGUGGGGGUGCUUUGCUGCAGGAGGGACUGGUGCACUUCACAAAAUUGAUGGCAUCAUGAAGGACAAUUAGGACACGAAUGACAAUUAUGUGGAGAUAUUGAAGCAACAUCUCAAGACAUCAGUCAGGAAGUUAAAGCUUGGGCUUUCCAAAUGGACAAUGACCCCAAGCAUACUUCCAAAGUUGAGGCAAAAUGGCUUAAGGACAACAAAGUCAAGGUAUUGGAGUGGCCAUCACAAAGCCCUGACCUCAAUCCCAUAAAAAUAUUGUGGGCAGAACUGAAAAAGCAUGUGCGAGCAAGGAGGCCUACAAACCUGACUCAGUUACACCAGCUCUGUCAGGAGGUAUGGGCCAAAAUUUACCCAACUUAUUGUGGGAAGCUUGUGGAAGGCUACCCGAAAUGUUUGACCCAAGUUAAACAAUUUAAAGGCAAUGCUGCCAAAUACUAAUUUAGUGUAUGGAAACUUCUGACCCACUGGGAAUGUGAUGAAAUAAAUAAAUCAUUCUCACUACUAUUAUUCUGACAUUUCACAUUCUUAAAAUAAAGUGGUGAUCCUAAUUUAUCUAAGACAGGGAAUUUUGACUUGAAUUAAAUGAAUUGUGAAAAACUGAGUUAAAAUGUAUUUGGCUAAGGUGUAUGUAAACUUCCGACUUCAACUGUACAUCAGUAAAUGUACAACAUAGGCUAUGGCUGGGAUUCAAUCCGAGGCACGUUUUAGAGCGAUGUUGACAAUGCGCCCAUUAAAGCUAAAAUUCUUAAUGGUGAAACUGCUACAACAAAUAAGUUACUGCAAACAACAAACACUGUUUUCCCCCUCUGACAUCACUGCACACACGAUAGAACUGUGGUAUAUGUACUGCAUUUGUUUUUCUUGAUGCAUGACGCUCCCCCAGUGCUCCCCACCUCUGCUUCGUCGACAAAACAAAAACAAUAAGCCGUGGGCGGACAGUGGAGCUGUUUCCCCCUAUUGUGGAUUCCAUCCUUAAAGGCAACGUUCCCGAGGAGACCGCAUUGACUGUAGCUGCUGAAAAUGUAUGCUCAAUUGGAAAUUACCUUGAAAUGUCAUGAGUUCCACAAUGCGCCUCAGAUUGAAUCCCGGCCUAGAUGUCAGUGAAAUUAAAAAGUCUGCAUUAUGUCUGUUCUAACUGUAGACUCCAUCUACAGGAAAUUAAACUCUGUAACAGGAAAAAGGAAAUGGAAGGUAUUAUUAGCAUACAGUGUUUUCAAUACAGAAUGCGGGGAGAAAAGAUAACUCAACAAAUUCAGUCAUGAUAACAGAGGGUUUGCCAAUCCCGAGGUCCCACAACAUGUUCACAUUUGGUUGACUCCAUUAAAUAAUAGGAGUGCUGUAAAGUGCUAUCACUGCACUUGAAGGGGCAUACAUAAGGCUCUCCAUCCAUCUACAUACACAUUAAACAACAACUAUCAUGACAUUAGCAAUUGCUAAUGAUUUUUAUCCUGGUGGCGUUUAUGCCAUUUUCAGGGAUGACUUACUGUGUGUUAUAUGGAUUCAAGUUUUAUAUGGACAUUUACCAGGCCUCUUGCAGUGACUAUAUGGCAUUAUAAACAUAAGCCCUUAUUUAUCCUCCUUCAAACAAAGUGUUCCAGUGAUACCUGGUAUCUCAAUCCCUCAUUUGCUUUUGUUGUGUUUUGGUGUGGUUAUAUUUUGAGUGUUUGAGGGAUACUGUGGCCUAUGUUUACUACUGUAUGAAAAGUGUGCUGUGAUAAUGUUUGGUAGUAGUGACACUUCUGUAUUUGUAUGAAGGAACUACUUCCAACAGUUUUGUAAUCGAGAAUAUACUUUAGAUGAACUAUGUGCCAAAAAGCCAACAAGAUGAUGUCACAAACAUGAUAUGGUAAGACUAAUGUAUAUGUCCUGUCAUAGUAUUACUUGUCAGGUACCCUCUUACAACACUAAGCUACUCUGAGUUAAUGCAUUUAGACGAAAAAGCAUAGGUUGAGCUGAAGGUGCAAUGUUAGAUUUAUGACAAGUUAAAGUUGGCUUUGAGACACAUAACUCAACUGUUACCAGGUGUGUGGUGUGUAACUGUUGAAUCACAUUGGACAGCCAAGCUCCGUUUUUGCAUUUAUGUUCGAUAUCUUUUACAUAUCACAGUGUCAAAAUCAAUGUGGGGGUUAGGAGUGGCGAAACCAAUGUCAACAGCCAUGCAUUCCUUUGAACAGUAUUCUGAGGAUUACAUUGGUUUCAGAUAAAUGGCAAUGUUACUACUGUACACUAGAGAGUUUCAAUGAGCUCUAGAUAGCUUGCGGUGCAGUCUGCAUUAAGUGCAUCUAGCAUCAGUUUACCCUACCCAAGUCCUAACCUUAAUCAUGACCUUAGAUCAGUAUCUAAGGGCAACUUCAUCCGACAUGUUGAAGUAACCUGGCAACUUGGACAAGUAAUCAAACCAGCCAUGAUUAAUCAGAGGCGUUGGCGAGACCAUCGCCCUGUGCCGAACCCUGAUCGGAUGACCUCUGGCUGACCUCAGAACCCUCCCAGAUCCCUCAGCUCACCCCUAUCUGUAUAGCCCUCCUCUACUCAGUUCACAUCAUGUUUGCUCUGUGCUGCUCCCCAUUGCUUGGUGCUGUGUCUUUGCUGUACAGUGAACUUGCAUUCCAUACAUUAAUAAACUAAAUGAAAAGAGCAA